AUGUUGUCGCUCCGCCGCCUCGUCGCCGGUGCCGUGCUGCUCCUCGGAGUCAGCAUGGUCUUCUUCGCCUCGACCGCCGAGGCCGCCAAGGGCCCCAAGAUCACCCACAAGGUCUACUUCGACAUCACCCAGGGCGACGAGCCCAUCGGCCGCAUCGUCAUGGGUCUCUACGGCAAGACCGUCCCCAAGACCGUCGAGAACUUCCGCGCCCUGGCUACCGGCGAGAAGGGCUUCGGCUACGAGGGCUCCUCCUUCCACCGUGUCAUCAAGCAGUUCAUGAUCCAGGGUGGUGACUUCACUAAGGGCGAUGGCACCGGUGGCAAGUCGAUCUACGGCGAGAAGUUCCCCGACGAGAACUUCAAGCUGAAGCACUCCAAGAAGGGUCUUCUGUCCAUGGCCAACGCUGGCAAGGACACCAACGGCUCUCAGUUCUUCAUCACCACCGUCAUUACCUCCUGGCUCGAUGGCCGUCACGUUGUGUUCGGCGAGGUCCUCGAGGGCUACGACGUCGUUGAGAAGAUCGAGCAGGCCCCCAGCGCCCCCGGCGACAAGCCCGUCAAGAAGGUCACCAUCGCCAAGAGCGGCGAGCUAGAGGUCCCGGCCGAAGAUGCCAUCUACGGCGGUGCCCAAUUUGCUGCGGGAUACGCCAACGAGGAGGCCGCCAAUGCCCUGCAGGAUCUUGAAGUUUCGUCCGAGGGCUGGUCCCUCUUCCAGAAGGCCGCCCUGUUUGGCAUCAUCCUCGGUGCGAUUGCCGUCUACAUGCGCUUGACCAGGAAGACGGGUGAGAGGGACGAGAAAACCACACCAGAGCACACAAAGUACACAAUGAAGGUGCUGAGUCUGAACUUCCUGUCGUGCGCCGUCAAGGCGUGCAAGAGCUCUUCGGACUCAUACCCCCUGCACCCCAAGGACGCGGAGCUGGUGCAGGACGACAUCGAGGUCAACGCACAGCUGCUCAUCAACCUCCUGCCCCGCAUCGAUUGGACGGCGCUCACGACGACGGCGACAGAGCUGGGCUUCCCGGCCCUGCCGCCGCAGGCGCCCACGCCCGAGGAGCUCGAGGCCGACGAGGCCAAGCUCAAGGACCUGCACCACCUGCUGAUGGAGACGCAGAUCAUGGAGGGCAAGCUGGUGUGCGCCAGCUGCGGCCACGAGUACGCCGUGCGCGAGGGCAUCGCCAACUUCCUGCUGCCCAGCCACCUGGUCUGA
Messenger RNA from Neoarthrinium moseri, 1209 nucleotides. RefSeq lists its product as uncharacterized. NCBI's taxonomy places the organism in Eukaryota, Fungi, Ascomycota, Sordariomycetes, Amphisphaeriales, Apiosporaceae. Gene Ontology annotation, biological process: protein peptidyl-prolyl isomerization; protein folding. Bases 1 to 1209 code for a protein of 402 amino acids. The transcript is spliced from 6 exons. The record is from RefSeq and is a predicted model, not a curated record. Gene Ontology annotation, molecular function: peptidyl-prolyl cis-trans isomerase activity. Gene Ontology annotation, cellular component: endoplasmic reticulum; fungal-type vacuole.